Messenger RNA from Trichomonas vaginalis G3, 564 nucleotides. RefSeq lists its product as uncharacterized. The transcript has a single exon. Lineage: Eukaryota; Parabasalia; Trichomonadida; Trichomonadidae. The record is from RefSeq and is a predicted model, not a curated record. Bases 1 to 564 code for a protein of 187 amino acids.
AUGUCCGAGAAAAAGUUUAACAUUGAAGUACAAACUUUACAGCCUUUACGUGAGUUUCUUGCACAACUGAAAGAAGAAGGUAGUCAGCCACAACUUAUAGACUUUCAUUAUGAAUUUAAUGAAAAUGAAGAUGGAACUCAUGACUGUCAGUUUGUUAUAUAUUCACCAUUCAAUGAAGUAGCUAAAAAGAAAGAAAAUCCAUUACGUAUAAGGUUUCAAAUCUCUGAACCAAAUGAUGAUUUCAAGAAUGUUUUCAAUUAUGAUGCAAUGCUUCCGAGGAAAAAUGAAUUUUCAAAGAUUGUAACACCCGGCAUUUGGGAUAGAAAGCAAGCUAUAUUAUAUUCAAACUUAAGUAAGGGAGUUGAAAAUGAGUUCAUUGGUCAUACAAGAACUUCACCACUGUCAAAUCCUAAAUACUAUAAAUUAACUGGCUUCAAUCGUGAGUUUUGGAUAGACAUGUUCUCCACUCAUGACCAUAACUGCCCAGUGUUCUUACCUCCAGAUGGGAAGGACUGUCUCUACAUUGAAGCACAACUCUUAAACUCUACCAUCGCAGUUUUAUAA